AUUUCUACAAAUCUAUCUUUUGAUGUGUCUGUAUUUUCCUUCUCAGAUCUAUCUCUGCCAUCAACCCCAGGGUCCUGAGGUAACACUUCCAUAGCAAUAAAGAAGAGGGUGGGGGGAAGGUGAUGGCUCUGAGCAAGUGACCAACAGCUGAACACUGAUGACCCUUGAGGUCUUGGGCAUUGUUCAGAGGAUGGACAUACCUUUUACUGAAGGCCUUGGUCCAGCCUACUGUCUUUCAUGAUUAUCAUCACACAUUUCUUUCCUUUGCCCAGCUCUUUUAGACCUAGACCUCCCUCAGUGCUAAAGCCAAACUCCACUGCUGUGACUGAGUUCCUUUUUGAAGGUUUCCCCAGCUUUGGGUGGUAGCACAGGCUUAGUUUCUUUGUUGUCUUUCUAACUUUGUACCUGCUGACUCUCUUUGGCAAUGUCAUUAUUGUGAUUGUUAUUCACCUGGAUCAUCACCUCUAUACUCCCAUGUACUUUUUCCUGAGCAUGCUGUCCAUCUCUGAGACCUGCUACACUGUGGCCAUCAUUCCCUGUAUGCUUUCUAGCCUCCUGAGUCCUCAUUAUCCCAUUUCUAUCCAAGGCUGUGCCACUCAGCCCUUCUUCUGUCUCACCUUUAGUAUCAAUAACUGCUUCCUGCUCACAGCCAGGGGGUAUGAUUGCUAUGUGGCCAUCUGCAACCCACUACAGUAUUCAGUCAUCAUGGGUAAAGAGUCCUGUAUCCUGGCAUCUGGGUCCCUGGGAAUUGGCCUGGGUAUGGCCAUUGUACAGGUAACAUCUGUUUUUGGCCUGCCCUUCUGUGAUGCCUUUGUCAUCUCUCACUUCUUCUGUGACAUGAGACCCCUGUUGAAGCUGGCCUGCACAGACACCACUGUCAACGAGAUCAUCAACUUUGUUGUCAGUGUUUUUGUCCUUGUUCUACCCAUGGGCCUGGUCUUCAUCUCCUAUGUCCUCAUCAUCUCCACCAUCCUCAAGAUUGCUUCAGCUGAGGGUCAGAAGGAGGCCUUUGACACCUGUGCCUCCCACCUCACAGUGGUCAUCAUCCACUAUGGCUGUGCCUCCGUCAUUUACCUGAAGCCUAAGUCCCAGAGUUUCCUGGGUCAGGACAGACUCAUCUCAAUGACCUACACUGUCAUCACUCCUCUGCUGAACCCCAUCGUGUACAGCCUGAGGAACAAGGAGGUCAAAGAUGCUCUGUGCAGAGUCAGGAGCAAAAGCCCCUCUCCUCUUAGUGAGGAGGUCGUUGAAGGCCUUUUCUUUCAUUUUGUAAAUAUGUAUUAAUUUUAAUGCUGCAUCAAUAAUACCUUUAAGUACGGGAUCAAGAAGAAUAGACUAAAUUGAAUUGGGUGCUAAAAUUGGAGACUUCCAUUUGAGCUAGUCAUGGUUCUCUGUGACCUCCUUUAGAGAAGAUAGAAAAUGACUUGGCAUACACUUAAGAAUAUAGGGGAAAGAUUUACCUGCCUGGAUCACUCAUACCUAUGUUAUACACCCAUGCACACAUCUACAUAUGCCCUGAGAAUAUAUUGGGUUAUACAACUCCAGUAAAGCACAAAAUCCAGCAAGUUUCUAGAAAGCUAAUGAACAAAGUGUUUGUAAACCACCUCAGAAAAACCUCUGUUGUUGUUGUUAAGGGUGUAUGAGUAAUUUAUGCAAAAUUUUAACAGAUAAGUGUGGAGACACAUGCAUGUCCUUUUCUGUGGACGUUGAAGGCUUUCUUGUAAUCUGUUUUUGCUGCUUACUAAUAUCUCAUCACAGCCUGAGGACUCUUCAGAAGGCCAAAAAAAAAAAAAAAAACAAAACAAAACACUCUCCAAGUGGAUAGAACUGCCCUAACUGACCAUUCCUGGAAAUGAGGAGUACAAAUGUGGGAAGGCAAAAAAUCACCAGUUACUAGAACACAGAGGUGGGUUGUCCAAAGUCCCAAGAUGCUUAGGUGAGAAAACUCCAAUUUGGAAAGGAGAGCAUGCUGAACAAUUCAAUGCUUUUCACAUCUCCAGUGCGGGAGUGAAAGAGGAUGGAGGCUGGAAGAAGCCAAGCAAAAUCAUAGUUCCUUUUGCAGGGUAGACUUAAAUCUUUGAAAUAGUGUUAUAAAUGUAAGCACUUUAACUACAACUUCUGAAAUUAUUUAUUAAUGAGCAGAAGUCUGAAGCUUGACUUAAUGAAAAAAAUUUCCAGUAAGUUCCUAAGCUGUCAGAGGUUAAUCUUCAGAAAUUUCUUCUUAGAUACUCCCAACUUAAAACCUGAGAUAAAAAACAGCAUUUCAUGUUUGAGCAUCACAGAAGGUGAAGGUGUAUACCCUGGUCCUCUCUCCCUCAUCCUUCCACUUCACUCUGGCCUUCUAUACUGAAGAACAGGUAUAACCUGAGUUUCAAACCCAGUUCUUGCCGUCUCUAGAAUCCAGCUGAUCCCAUGGGGUGACGCUGCAGAGGCAAGAUAUCACUUGUAAGAGUGUCAUGAAGUUAGUUGGGUGCUGAAGAUAGGACAAGGCAGUGGAAAUUAACAAAUCUUCUAAGUCAAGCUAACAUGUCUUGCUUUGCCAAGAAACACUGGCAUGUGCUGUCUGACCAGAGAUAAAAGAUAUCUUUGCCUUUGUGACCAGAUUUCUAGAAAUGAUAGAGUCAGUUUAUUUCUGUUAGGAUAGCCAAGAAUUGCCAAAAACAGUUAAGAAAAACUUUUUUUGCAUUGUGUUCUGCUUAGUCUAGAUAAAGCUGUUAGGUAAAGGUCUGAUGACCAGUGUCAGUUUCUGAUAAGGCACCCGAUAGGGACUUGGGCUUGGUAACUAACUGUCCAGGGCUGGUAGACAACUUAAGGCAGGGAGACAAUAAUACUCUCUGAGUUUCUCUGGGCACCCAGGCUGGCGAGUACCUCUGCCAUUCUCAGCAUAAAGCUCCCAUCUCUGACUUCAAGGAGAUUCUCUUGUUGUCCCAUUUCCCUUUUAAUGAGAAGAGAGAAAUAGCAGAGCUUUUCUUCAAGUACUCAAUUUCCCAAAAUACAAGGUGUAUCUUUUGUCCGAGUUUCCACUCUUGAGGUAACCAAGGAAAUUUGUCUUCCAUUGGCCACUAGUAGGGAGCUACCAACUUGAUUUUCAAAAACCAAUCCUAAUUAUUGGGAGUUUGUGACAUUUUGUAGCAGACAAUUUGGAACAGCCAUCAUGGGAAAGAUAUUUGCUCUAUGGACUGGCCUAGACCAAUCUGGUAAGAUAUUGGAGGUAACAGAGGAAGCCCCAAGGGUGGAGCUGGGGUGAAUUAUUUCUAUUCUAAUCAUUUGUAUAACCUCCAUACUUCUUCCCUGGCACAGAUAGACUUUAUGUAUACUGAAAUAAAAAAGCACCUUUAUAAAUGCCA
Molecule: messenger RNA, 3347 nt
Organism: Aethalodelphis obliquidens (Pacific white-sided dolphin)
Lineage: Eukaryota; Metazoa; Chordata; Mammalia; Artiodactyla; Delphinidae
Product: olfactory receptor 10J3-like
Biological process (GO): G protein-coupled receptor signaling pathway
Cellular component (GO): membrane
Molecular function (GO): G protein-coupled receptor activity; olfactory receptor activity
Source: RefSeq, a predicted model, not a curated record